Messenger RNA from Phymastichus coffea, 4143 nucleotides. Its product is annotated as uridine-cytidine kinase-like 1. The coding region runs from base 366 to 2030 and encodes 554 amino acids. Lineage: Eukaryota; Metazoa; Arthropoda; Insecta; Hymenoptera; Eulophidae. The record is from RefSeq and is a predicted model, not a curated record. Gene Ontology annotation, cellular component: cytoplasm. The transcript is spliced from 3 exons. Gene Ontology annotation, molecular function: ATP binding; kinase activity.
GGUGCGCGCAUAGUGCAAAUUAUUUUUUAUAUACGGCUCCAUUUAAUCGCUAUUUUCAACCGGCGUUUAUCCAUUAUCACUGUAGCCACGACCUUGGCAUUGCACUACAUUGCAGGAUGUAACAUUAUUUUCCGACUGACAGAUUCAGUACAAGACAAUAUUAAACCAACAGUAUUUUCCAAAGAGAAAAGAAUUCAUGUUUGAAUUUACAAGGCAUAAUUAUCUGAUAGUUCCUAGCUUCACUUGUACAUUGUUUCAAGUGAAGAAGAAAGAUUUACAAUUGUUAAAUCGAUAUUGGUGAGCUUAUUAAUCACCUAUAUUAGAAAAAGAGUAGAUUUAUAUUACAACAUACUUAUCUUACAAUUAUGGCAACAAAGGUACAGCAUUAUGAUCCACCAAGCUCUGCCAGUUCUGAAAGUGAUGAAUGUGAGCCAUGUUUAGAAGAUCGAGAAUUGUUCUUUACUGAGGAAUUUACUGAUGAGUAUCAUAGAGAUAUGGGCACACCAACUCCAAUUCCUGUUUCGCCAAGACCUCCAUCAGCUGGCUCUCAAAAAUCUCCUCAUUCACGCAGACAGAGGACAACAAGUUGUUCUCAAUCUAACAAGAAGACUGCAGCUGAGUCAAUAUUACAAAGCAAAACUAGGACUAUUUAUACAGCUGGUAGGCCACCUUGGUACAACUCUGCUGGACAACAGGUUGAGCCUUUUGUGAUAGGAAUAUGUGGUGGCAGUGCAUCUGGUAAAACUACUGUUGCAACAAAAAUAAUUGAAUCUCUUGAUGUACCAUGGGUGACAUUACUUAGCAUGGACUCAUUUUACAAAGUUUUGAAUGAAAAGCAGCAUGAAAUGGCAGCUUGUAAUGAAUAUAAUUUUGAUCAUCCUGAUGCUUUUGAUUUUGAACUGCUCAAAACUACCCUGCAACGUUUAAAAGAAGGUAGAAAAGUGGAGGUACCUAUUUAUAAUUUUGUAACACACAGAAGAGAAGCUAGAACUAAGAUGAUGUAUGGUGCAAAUGUUAUUAUAUUUGAAGGAAUCUUAACAUUUUACGAUCCUGAUGUUAUGAAACUGUGUGAUAUAAAAGUCUUUGUAGAUACAGAUGCUGAUGUAAGAUUAGCUCGCCGUUUAAGGAGAGAUAUUACACAAAGAGGCAGAGACUUGGAUGGUGUAUUAAAACAAUAUAGUACAAUGGUUAAACCAUCUUUUUAUUACUACAUUGCACCUUCUAUGGUGCAUGCAGAUAUUAUUGUACCUCGUGGAGGAGACAAUGAAGUUGCUAUAGAAUUAAUUGUCCAGCAUGUCCAUACACAACUCCAAUUAAGGGGAUUCAAACUGAGAGAAAAGCUAGCUCAUUCUUACAUUGGACAACCUCUUCCAGAUUCACUAUUCUUACUUCCAGAUACACCACAAAUAAAAGGCCUGCAUACUUUUAUACGCAACAAAAAUACACACAGAGAUGAAUUUAUAUUUUAUUCAAAACGUUUGAUACGUUUAGUAAUUGAAUAUGCAUUGUCUCUGCUACCAUUUAAAGGAUUAACAGUUGAAACUCCACAGGGUGUAUUAUAUACUGGAAGAAGAUGUGCCACUAAUAAGAUUUGUGGUGUAUCUAUAUUGAGAGCAGGAGAGACAAUGGAGCAAGCUGUGCGCGAUGUUUGCAAGGACAUAAGAAUUGGAAAAAUAUUAAUUCAAACAAAUCAGCAAACUGCAGAGCCAGAAUUAUAUUAUCUUAGAUUGCCGAAGGACAUAAAAGACUACAGAGUACUGUUGAUGGAUGCAACAGUAGCCACAGGAGCAGCAGCAAUGAUGGCCAUAAGAGUACUUUUAGAUCAUGAUGUUGCUGAGGAGCGUAUCAUGCUUGUUUCCCUACUUAUGGCUGAGUCAGGAGUACAUUCGAUAGCCUAUGCCUUUCCUAAUGUAAAAAUAGUUACUUCUGCACUCGAUCCGGAAAUAAAUGAAAAGUUCUAUGUACUGCCAGGUAUAGGUAAUUUUGGCGAUCGAUACUUUGGAACUGAGCCAUCUCGAGUUGAUGAUUAGCUUUUAACUAUUGAUAGUUAUUCAAAAUCUACCAAUGUGUUAAAGGUACAAAGAAUAAUGCAUAUAUUGAUUUUUAACAAAGAAUACUGUGAUUCUUCCAAUUUUCAAAGAUCUGUUCAAAACUAUUGUAAAUAUUUUUUUAAAUUUUUCAAGUCAUUUACUAUUAAUAAAUUAUGACUCUUUAGCGGCCGAACAAAUCGCGCGUAACGACAGCUUCGCACGCAAAAAAAAUAUUUCCAACAGACUUUGCACAAAGUCAUUACUUCUCUUAACAAUUUUCCAAGUGCGAAAUUUACACUUUUUUUCAGUAACAAUAUUUUUAGUCUUCGCUCGCAAAAACCAAGGAAUCAGAAAAGAGAUUCGCUCGCGAAAGGUGUUGCCGGCUGUUUUCGGGCGCGAAAUUUAUUAAUAUAUAAAAAAUUGUUCGAGGUUUAAGUCGGGGAACAACACUGUCAAUCAAUUCGAAUCCAUUGAGACAUUAGUUUUUUGACAAAAACAAAAAUUAAGAAUUUUCGCGCGCGAAAACGGUAGGCAACACGUUUCGCGCGAGAAUCUCUUUUUCCUCGAUUUUCGCGCGAGAAUCUCUUUUUCCUCGAUUUUCACGCGUGAAUACCACACAUGAAAAAGUAUCAAAAGAAGCAAUGACUUCGUGCGCAAAAUCUGUUAGCAAUUUUUUUUUGCAUGCUAAGUAAAUUUUCCUCCUUCGUUAGCGAAAAAUGGAGGUCAACGUUACCGCUAGAAAAUUUUUUUCAGGGUCCCUAGAAAUUAUCCCAUUUAAUAUAAUACAAUAAUUUCUAGGGACCCUGAGAAACAUUUUCCAACGGCAAUGCUGGUGAUGAUCGCAUAUCCACGAAGAAGUGACGUUUCGCGCGCAAUUUGCACGCCUGCUAUAGUCCAAUCAAUAGAGGCAAAAAACGGUCAUUUUUGACGAAAAUUCAGAAAUGGAAAAACUCGACGAAAAUAUGUCAGAAAUGUUGUAAAUAGAUGCCCUGUAUAUCAUGUAACUCGAGAUUUUGCAUUAGUCUUUUUUAAGAGGUCAAAGUUUGUAAAAACGUGUUUUUGAAGUCUGUAAGCCAUGGUUUGCAUUUUAGGUAAAAACGUUUAGAUAUAAGUUGUAGAGAAAUUCAAAAGCUACAUUUUGAGCUAUUGCACGAUAAUUUUCGUUUAUUAGUUAUUGCAAAAUGUAUCAAUAACUGUUGAAAAUGGCCAUUUUUAAGAUAUCAAAUAUUUAUUGCAAAAUUAAUAUUUUUUUAUUUUUUGUUGUUGUUAUUAAAAGAAAGCUCUUACAAUUCUGUAAAAAAUGAUCUCUCGUUUGAUUGAAUAUAUGUAUUAGUUGCUCAGAUCUUUUAAUUAGUUAACUAAGAGGUGGCUAAAGUACGGAGCCCUAACUUUUUUUAGCUGAAAGGAUUGAAUUGCAAAUCGGUUCAAUCUCUUCGUCAAAACAUCAACUUUGAUAAUUCACCAGUGGUGAAUGAAAAAAUUUUGUUUCAACCCAUUGUUUUUAUCUUAAAAAAAACAACGCUUUUUUUGGUUAUAAAUAAAUGUAUUUGUGGUUUCCAUGUACAUUGCAUAUUCUUUAAACCUGACUAUUUGGAUAGCUGGAUUCACGACGGAUAUUUAAUAAAAAAGUUUUAAUUCUGAUUAAUAGGAGCAGAGUUUGAUUUUUUAUUUGAAUUGCAGUUGUCGUAAAAAUAGAAAUCAAGAAGUAAAUAUAGUGGCAUUUGAUACUUAAUGAGUUGUACUUUUUCUUAUCCUUGCUACAUUUCCAAAAUUUUGUGUCUUUAAUAUUCACAAUAAGGUUUGAAAUAAAGUGCUUGUAAAAGUCAAAAGCAGAACGCGGUGGUAUAGGGGAACUCAUCCUGCCCAUGUUCUCGAGCUCGAAAAAACUGAAAUCUCGCAUAUUGAUGUGCUCAGAAAAAUUGAAUGAAUUUCAUUGAAUGAUGCACCAAUUUCAAUAUUUCUUUUAAUCGGGGGUAGCUUCGGAAAAUAUUAACAAUUACAUCUUUCUUAUAUAUGUAUUAUCUAUCUAUUAUUAUUUGCUACAUUUAUAUGGUUAGUUACAAGUUACAUGGUUAAAUGGUAAUAAUAUAGAAAUCAAUAGUCUGCAAACUAC